GAAGAUGGCGGCGGCGGGGGCGGCGGCGUGAGGGGCCGGGACCGCCGAGCUCCGCGGGGGACGCGGGGCCGCCAUGGCCCUGCACGGCGCGCAGUAUAUUUUUGGGGAAUUCAGCCCUGAUGAAUUUAAUCAGUUCUUUGUGACUCCACGAUGCUCUGUUGAGCUCCCCCCAUACAAUGAAACAGUUUCAUGUGGUAUUAAAUCCACAGGGGAAGAGUAUCAGAGAAUUGAAUUUGGUGUUAACGAAGUUAUUGAGACGCAAUCAUCUGUCCUAAAUAACACCGACUACAGUAUUUCAAGUACUCUGAAUCCUCAGGCUCCAGAAUUCAUCCUCAGUUGUGCACCUGCUCAGAAACCCCCUGAUGAUGCUCUCAGUGAAACCAACUACAACUCCAUCGACUGCCAGUUCAGCGAUCCCGGCCUGGCUUUGGACAGCGGCUCCAACGCGGAAAACGACGGCUUGUCCGGAGGCCUCGGGCAGAGGGAGCGCAAAAAGAAGAAGAAAAGACCCCCUGGAUAUUACAGUUACCUGGAAGAUGUCAGCGAUGGCUUGGCCCCCCCGGAGGCGCUGGUGAACGGCCACGCCAACUCCUCGGGACUGCCCCCGGAGGACACGGAGCUGGCAGGAGACAUCCCCUCCCUGGCCACGCCAAGGACUUGCAACAGCCCGGACAACUCCGUGGACUUCGUGCCUGGAGCUGUCCCUGCUGGGGCCGUUGCCAGCGCUCUGGACAAUGCCAGGACUGCCGGGCAGCCCGAGGUAUGCCGAGUUCCUAAUUCUGAACAGUUUUGCCUCCCCUCGGAGGCCGUCAGAGAUAGCCCCCUAAGGACAGCUGGUGUACAGUCUUAUGCUGGUACUGAUACUACUGAAAGUCUUGGCGUUACUAAUGGACAAACACUUGAAUCCUCUGGUGAGGACACAGCUGCCAAUGGGGUAGAAUUGCACACUGUGGAAAGCACUGACUCAGACCAAGCUAAGCCUGAGGAAGCUUCACCUACUACUGAGGCAACAGUCCCGGUUGCAGGAUCAGUCCCCGUUAAUCAGCCUGCAAAAUCGUGGGCUAGUCUUUUUCACAAUUCCAAGCCCUCUGCUUCCACAUCUGUGGUCUAUGUUGAGACUAAGUAUACCCCUCCUGCCACAUCUCCUCUGGUCCCUGAAAAACAGGUUGAAGUCAAAGAGGGACCUGUUCCAGUUUCAGAGGAUCCUGUAGCCAUAAAGAUUGCAGAAAUACUGGAAAGUGUAAGGCUAAUACAUAAACCAGUGUCUUUGCAACCCCGAGGGCUGAUCAACAAAGGAAACUGGUGCUACAUCAAUGCUACCCUGCAGGCCUUGGUUGCUUGCCCUCCAAUGUAUCAUUUAAUGAAGUCCAUUCCAAUGUAUUCCAAAUCGCAGAGGCCGUGUACCUCAACUCCAAUGCUAGACAGUUUUGUUCGUUUAAUGAAUGAGUUCACUAAUAUGCCUGUACCUCCUAAAGCAAAGCAAGCUUUGGGUGAUAAAAUAGUGAGAGACAUCCGACCAGGAGCUGCCUUUGAACCGACCUACAUUUACAGACUCUUGACGGUUAUAAAGUCGAGUCUGUCAGAAAAGGGCAGGCAAGAGGAUGCUGAAGAAUACUUGGGAUUUAUCCUCAAUGGACUACAUGAAGAAAUGCUGACCCUCAAGAAACUUCUCUCUCCACAUAAUGAAAAACUGUUGGUGUCCAACGGCCCUGAGGCUCAGGCUGUUCCCGAGGAAGAGGAGCAGGAGGAACAAGGGGAAGGCAGCGAGGACGAGUGGGAGCAAGUGGGACCUCGCAACAAGUCCUCAGUCACCCGCCAGGCUGACUUUGUGCAGACUCCAAUCACUGAUAUCUUUGGUGGUCACAUAAGAUCUGUUGUUUACCAGCAGAGUUCCAAGGAGUCUGCUACACUGCAACCUUUCUUCACCCUGCAGCUGGACAUCCAGUCAGACAAGAUCCGCACAGUGCAGGAUGCCUUGGAAAGUUUGGUGGCAAGAGAGUCUGUCCAGGGAUACACCACAAAAACCAAGCAGGAGGUGGAGAUCAGCAGAAGAGUCACACUGGAAGAGCUGCCCCCUGUUCUUGUUCUGCACCUCAAGCGGUUCGUGUACGAGAAAACUGGGGGGUGUCAGAAGCUUAUCAAGAAUAUUGAGUAUCCUGUUGAUCUGGAAAUUAGUAAAGAGCUACUAUCUCCUGGUGUGAAAAGUAAAAUUUUUAAAGGCCAAAGAACCUACCGGCUCUUUGCAGUUGUGUAUCACCACGGGAACAGCGCCACGGGCGGCCACUACACCACGGACGUCUUCCAAAUCGGGCUCAACGGCUGGUUGCGCAUCGACGACCAGGCCGUGAAGGUGAUCCAUCAGUACCAGGUGGUGAAGCCGACUGCGGAACGCACAGCCUACCUCCUGUACUACCGCCGCGUGGACCUGCUGUGACCCUGCCUGCAGCACCCUGCUCUCUAGGACGCCAACUAUCACUAAUUUCCUCUCCUCUAAAUGCUCUUCUGAGUGAAUCUAUUUUUUCUUUUUUUUGUU
Messenger RNA from Pipra filicauda (Wire-tailed manakin), 2533 nucleotides. It is a transcript of the gene USP10, whose product is annotated as ubiquitin specific peptidase 10. Gene Ontology annotation, biological process: protein deubiquitination; DNA damage response, signal transduction by p53 class mediator; regulation of autophagy. The record is from RefSeq and is a predicted model, not a curated record. The coding region runs from base 74 to 2434 and encodes 786 amino acids. Gene Ontology annotation, cellular component: nucleus; cytosol; early endosome. Gene Ontology annotation, molecular function: cysteine-type endopeptidase activity; cysteine-type deubiquitinase activity. NCBI's taxonomy places the organism in Eukaryota, Metazoa, Chordata, Aves, Passeriformes, Pipridae. The transcript has 14 exons.